AUGCAUCUGGAGAACAAAGACAUCAGGCUGACCUCAGCCGUACUGGAGGUGGAACUCCUCCAGACUUCUGCUGUGUCAGUCCCAAUAUGCUCCGACCCUGGACGGCUGGUGACAGCAGGACCCACCACCGGAAACCACCAGCAUGGCCAAGCGGACCCCUGCAUCCCCUAUGCUGGCCAGGCGGCUGGGAAGAGCCUCUGUGUUCCUGAACACUCAGAGUUGAGCUCGUUCCUCAUGGAGGGGAGGACCCAUUCACCUUUGGCCCAGUUCAGCUCCAGCUCCAAAGACCUGUGUUUUAAGGAAGACACGCCUCUGCUCUGGAAUUCCUCACAGGACAAAAGGUCACAGUUCAUGCCUGCUCAUCGCCCAGCGUUCAUAGCCACUGAAGAUUCUUGGGAAAAUGGCCUCACUGCCUGGGAACAAAGAUGCGUAUUGGGCAAAGAGGUUGCGGAUAUGUCUAUGUUGGCCUCCUCAGAGAAGGGGGGUCUUGCGGGCAGCGUCCACCUCAGAGUUCAGGUCUCCACACUGGGGUGCUGUGUGCGGUGGAUGAAGGUCACGGGCUUGUUUGUUUUUGUGGUGGUGUGUUCUAUUUUAUUCAGCCUGUAUCCGGAUCAAGGAAAGAUCUGGCAGCUGUUGGCUGUGUCACCAAUGGAAAACUACUCUGUGAACCUCAGCGGCCACGUGGACUCCGUGAUGCUUCAGCUGGACCUGGCAGGGCCCCUGAUGGCUGGUGGACAAAGCGGUUCGGGGAAAGAGGAGCAUGUCGUGGUGGUGGUGACCCAGGCAGACCCAAUGGGCAGCAGGCGGCGGCGACCACAGGCCACUCACAACUGGACUGUCCUUUUAAAUCCAAGAAGCGAGCAUACGCUGGUGAGCCGAACUUUUGAGAUCGUGAGCAGGGAGGCUGUUUCGAUCAGUAUCCAGGCUUCCCUCCAGCAAAGUCGCCUCGUCCCUCUCUUGCUGGCCCAUCAGUUCCUCGGGGCGAGUGUUGAAGCACAAGUGACCAUCGCCGUGGCCAUCCUCACGGGGGUUUACACUCUGAUAAUAUUUGAGAUUGUUCACAGAACCCUGGCAGCCAUGUUGGGAGCGCUUGCAGCGUUAGCAGCGUUGGCUGUGGUUGGAGACAGACCCAGCCUGACCCACGUGGUGGAGUGGAUUGAUUUUGAGACUCUGGCGCUGCUGUUUGGCAUGAUGAUCUUAGUAGCCAUAUUUUCAGAAACGGGAUUUUUUGAUUACUGCGCUGUAAAGGCAUACCAGCUUUCUCGAGGAAGAGUUUGGGCCAUGAUCAUGAUGCUUUGCCUCAUCGCUGCCAUCCUCUCUGCCUUCUUAGACAAUGUCACCACAAUGCUCCUUUUUACACCUGUUACCAUAAGGUUAUGCGAGGUGCUCAAUCUUGAUCCAAGACAAGUCCUGAUUGCAGAAGUGAUCUUCACAAACAUUGGAGGAGCUGCGACUGCCAUUGGGGACCCACCCAAUGUCAUCAUUGUUUCCAACCAGGAGUUGAGGAAGAUGGGCUUGGACUUUGCUGGUUUCACAGUGCACAUGUUCCUUGGGAUCUGCCUCAUUCUCCUGGUUUCCUUCCCACUCCUCAGACUUCUGUACUGGAACAGAAAGCUUUAUAACAAGGAGCCCGGCGAGAUUGUUGAACUGAAACAUGAGAUUCAUGUCUGGCGUUUGACGGCACAGCGCAUCAGUCCAGCCAGCCGCGAGGAGACAGCCGUGCGUGGCCUGCUGCUGGAGAAAGUGCUGGCCCUGGAGCAUCUGCUGGCCCAAAGGCUGCGUUCUUUCCACAGACAAAUCUCGCAGGAAGAUAAAAAUUGGGAGACCAAUAUCCAAGAGCUGCAAAGAAAGCACAGGAUAACGGACAGGAUUCUGCUGGUCAAGUGUCUGACGGUGCUGGGGUUUGUCAUCUCCAUGUUCUUUCUCAACUCCUUCGUCCCUGGCAUUCAUCUUGAUCUUGGAUGGAUUGCUAUGCUGGGGGCCAUCUGGUUGCUAAUUUUAGCGGACACUCAUGACUUUGAGAUAAUUCUACACAGAGUGGAAUGGGCGACUCUCCUCUUCUUUGCAGCACUCUUUGUACUGAUGGAGGCCUUGGCGCAUCUUCACCUAGUAGAGUAUGUGGGAGAGCAGACUGCCUUGCUGAUCAAGAUGGUCCCAGAAGAUCAGCGCUUGGCAGCUGCCAUCGUGCUAAUAGUGUGGGUCUCAGCCUUGGCGUCGUCCUUGAUUGACAACAUCCCAUUUACUGCUACGAUGAUCCCUGUGCUUCUUAACCUGGGCCAAGACCCUGACAUUCGUUUACCUGCGCUGCCGCUCAUGUAUGCCCUGGCCCUCGGCGCUUGCCUGGGAGGUAACGGGACACUGAUCGGAGCCUCUGCCAACGUUGUUUGUGCAGGAAUUGCAGAGCAGCAUGGGUAUGGAUUCUCUUUCAUGGACUUUUUCAGGCUAGGCUUCCCGAUGAUGCUUGUGUCCUGCACCAUAGGGAUGUGCUAUCUCCUGAUCGCCCAUGUUGUGGUAGGAUGGAAUUAAUAGCUAGCCAUUGUCUGAAGACCAAGGGAAACCCGACCAUCCCCAACAUCAGCAGGGAGACUUCUCCACAAGACCUCUGCAGAAGACAAGGGGCUUGCCACACCACACGUGGGAACCGAGCUCGAUCCAUAACC
Molecule: messenger RNA, 2660 nt
Organism: Microtus oregoni (creeping vole)
Lineage: Eukaryota; Metazoa; Chordata; Mammalia; Rodentia; Cricetidae
Gene: Oca2
Product: OCA2 melanosomal transmembrane protein
Exons: 23
Coding region: 1-2526 (841 amino acids)
Biological process (GO): melanocyte differentiation; melanin biosynthetic process; transmembrane transport
Cellular component (GO): melanosome membrane
Source: RefSeq, a predicted model, not a curated record